AUGAGGAGAUAUUUGGAUAUGAGAUGGAUUCCUUUGCCGUGGUCGAGGAGGGACAAUACGCAGAAUGAGUCCAGUCCUCUCAUACCAAAGGUAAGGGGCUACUCGGCCAAAGAGGAUGCUGAGGAGCUCGGCUAUGUCACCAGUGAAUUGAAGCGGACAGGGACAAACAAUGGACAGGACCACGACAGCCCUGUAUUCUCAAGGAUCCAAACCUACUACAGAUAUUCAUUGAUGGACUAUUUCCUCAAAUAUUUCCUGUUCCUGUGUAACCUGGUGUUCACGGUUCUGGGCCUUGUGGUUCUUGGACUGGGGAUGUGGGGCCUCAUCACCAAAGAGUCAUUUGCCCAGGAGUCGAUCGGCAGCAUCGGCACCGACCCCAUGCUGAUACUCGUGGCUCUGGGCUUCGUGCUGACUGUGCUCUGCCUGUCCGGCUGUGUGGGCGCCCUGAGAGAGAACUGCUGCUUACUGAAGCUGUUCUCCAUCGCCGUGCUGGUGCUCAUCUCAGCCCAGGUGCUGGUGGCCAUCAUUGCCUACAGUCUCCAAGAUCAGAUCGGGAACUACCUGCGGUCAGGAAUGUUAACUGCCAUGGUGCGCUAUCAGGAUGACCUGGACCUGAGGUUCAUCACAGACGAGAUUCAGUCCAAUCUGCAGUGCUGUGGGGCGGAUAACUACCGUGACUGGGAAGUCAACAUAUAUUAUAACUGCUCAGCUCCAGGAGUGCUGGCCUGCGGUGUUCCUGCAACCUGCUGUGUGGACCCUCUGCAGAACGGCACAGUGUGGAACUCGCAGUGUGGCGUGGGAGCCCAGCUGCUCGAUGAGUUCACCGCUCAAAGUGUGAUCUUCCUGGGCGGAUGUCUGGGGGGGAUUUCUCGCUGGAUCGAGCAGCACAACGGCCUGAUAGGGACGGUCGCCGUCGUCGUACUCGGGGUCCAAAUUCUGACUCUGUUUGUGACUACGCGACUGCUGGAAAUCAUCCAGAGACAAAAAGUGUAUAUGUGA
This is a messenger RNA of Limanda limanda (common dab), 999 nucleotides long. It is a transcript of the gene tspan10, whose product is annotated as tetraspanin 10. The transcript has 3 exons. Lineage: Eukaryota; Metazoa; Chordata; Actinopteri; Pleuronectiformes; Pleuronectidae. The record is from RefSeq and is a predicted model, not a curated record. Gene Ontology annotation, cellular component: membrane. Bases 1 to 999 code for a protein of 332 amino acids.